UUUUUUUUUUUUUUUUUAAAUAAUCAUUGCAAAUGUCUUCGGCUGCAAAUAUUCUUCAAAAACAAUUAAAAGAAUUAACAAAGAAUCCAGUUCCGGGUUUUGUAGUCGACCUUAAAGACGAUAAUAUCUUUGAAUGGGAUGUUGCACUUAUUGGGUCACCUAAAACAAUGUAUGAAGGUGGUUAUUUUAAGGCAACUAUGACGUUCCCUGAUGAUUAUCCAUUCAAUCCACCUACAUUUAAAUUUAAUAACGAAUUUUAUCAUCCUAACGUUUAUCCUGAUGGAAGACUUUGUAUUUCAAUUCUUCAUCCACCUGGAGAAGAUCCUAUUAGUGGUGAAAAGGCAGAGGAACGUUGGAAUCCUACACAGUCUGUAGAAAGUGUACUGGUAUCCAUUAUUUCUUUACUUGCGGACCCUAAUUGUUCAAGUCCUGCAAAUGUAGAUGCUGGAGUUGCUUAUAGAAAGAAUCGCGAACAAUUUAAUGCUAUUGUGCGAAAACAAGUGGAGGCAUCAAAAAAGGAUAUUCCUCCUGGAUUUAAAAUGCCUAAAUCAGAACAAGACUUUAUGCCAGCAGCUCCACCAGAAAUAGAAGAAGAUGAUAACUUUUGGUAUGAGUCUGGCGAUGACAGUGAUUUUGGUGUAGAUGAUGAUGAUUAUGAUGAUGAAGAUGAGGACUGAUCCUAAAUACAUAUACAUAUAUAUUUUUUUGAGACAUUAUAUAGAAAGAUAUAUAUAUUUAUUUUAAUAAAUUUUUUUCCCUUUACAUAA
Molecule: messenger RNA, 767 nt
Organism: Cokeromyces recurvatus
Lineage: Eukaryota; Fungi; Mucoromycota; Mucoromycetes; Mucorales; Mucoraceae
Product: ubiquitin-conjugating enzyme/RWD-like protein
Exons: 11
Coding region: 33-677 (214 amino acids)
Biological process (GO): protein polyubiquitination; ubiquitin-dependent protein catabolic process
Molecular function (GO): ubiquitin conjugating enzyme activity
Source: RefSeq, a predicted model, not a curated record